ACAUUUUCAAAUGUGUUUGCCGACCGGUCACCGGUGAUAUAAGAAAAGCAUCACUUUAAUGCAGACAAAACUAUUAAGAUUUAUAUUUAUUUAUUUAUAAUACCUACUUUUAAACAUGUGUGAAUCCGUGCAAGUAGCUCUCAGAAUCCGACCUUUAGUCCCAAUAGAGACAGAAAAGGGAUGCAAGGAUAUCCUUGAAGUGUUUUCCGAGUUGAAUCAGAUCAGAAUCGGAAACACGGACAAAGCGUUUACCUACAAUUAUGUUUUUGGCACAAACAGCACCCAAGAUCAAGUCUAUGACAAGUGCGUUAAGCAUAUGAUCCAAAAUCUGUUCAAUGGGUACAACCUUACUGUCUUGGCUUAUGGGCAGACAGGUUCAGGGAAAACCCACACAAUGGGUACAACAUACUGUGGAGAUGGCGAAAUGGGGGUCAUACCCAGAGCAGUUACUGAGAUCUUUGAUUGUGCCAAAGACAACUUCGCAGUUGACUUCACAAUGACUGUUUCUUUCAUGGAACUGUAUCAAGAAACUUUGUAUGAUCUACUUUCAAGUAAAAGCAGAGAGCAGUGUGUAUUAGACAUCAGGGAAGAUCAAAAUAGGGGCAUUAUGAUCCCGGGAUUAACCCAAGUUCCAGUCAAUUGUGUGAAGGAUGUGUUUGAUGAACUCAUUCGUGGCUCAAGUGGUCGCGCUACAAGUGCUACCAACAUGAAUGCGCACAGUUCUCGUAGCCACGCGAUUUUUACAAUGAAUUUGCUCAUGCAGAACAAGGCAGAUGGGAAUGAAAAGACUGCAAAAUUCCACUUGGUCGACUUGGCGGGUUCUGAGAGACCUAAAAAGACUGGUGCUGUAGGAACAACGUUCAAAGAAGGUGUUAAUAUUAAUAAAGGACUUUUGGUUUUGGGAAAUGUGAUAUCAGCUCUUGGCGACGAGAAGCAACAGCAUGGAUUUAUUCCAUAUAGGGAUAGUAAUUUAACCAGACUGUUAAAGGAUUCUUUGGGAGGUAACAGUAUUACACUAAUGAUCGCGUGUGUCAGCCCAGCUGACUACAAUAUGGAAGAGACAAUUUCAACUCUGAGGUAUGCAGAUCGAGCAAGGAGAAUCCAGAAUAAACCUGUAGUUAAUCAAGAUGCAAAAGCUGCAGAAAUAAAUUUGUUGAAGAAGACCAUACAGGAGUUGAAAUUGCAGAUUGUUGGACAAGGUGGGCCAGCUGUCGGCUCUGAAGAAAUAACUACCAUUAAAGAGGAAAAUCUCCGUCUGCAUACCAAAAUCCGCGAUCUCACCUUCCAGUUGUCGUCAACCCUAAACGACAACACCGGCCUUUUGGAGAAAUUAAUGAUCCUUCAAAAUGCCAACGAAAGUCUCCACAAGAAAAUCCAAGAACUCCGACACGAAUAUGACACAACUAUUGACAACAUUAACUCUAGUUUGAAUCAGAACGACCAUGAAGAGAUCAAGAAGAAUUUGGCCAAACUCCAACGCAUCCAAGAACAAUUUGUCGUCAUUGAUAGCGAACAAAAACGAACAGAAAACGAAAUCUUGAACCACGAACAAAACAUCGAUUUACAUAAUAGUCAAGAGGGUAAAUUCAAAGACGAGGGCGAUUUGAGCAAAGACCAAGAAAACUACACCAACAAACAGAUGGCUCUCAACAUCGAACUGCAAGAACUGACUAAGAAACUAGCCAUCAAGGAACAUCUGGCAAGGCAAAUUACAACCAAUACUCAACAUUUGGUAGAUUAUAAAGCGAUGGCAGAAAACGAAGAUAAAAUAUUAACGCUGGAAAAAGAGAAGAACGAGUUGCUUCAGCAGCUGAAGAACGCUCAAGGGUCCUCAACAAAGGUUUCGGAACAGAGAAGGAAAAGGGUACACGAUCUUGAAAGUCAGAUUCAAGAUUUGAAUAAAAAAGUUCAAGAGCAAGCACGACUUAUCAAGCUCAAAGAGAAAGACGUCACUAAGAUAAAUCAGCUGAAUAACGAGAUCCUACAGAUGAAACAAACUCGCGUUAAACUGAUAAGAAAAAUGCGGGAGGAGUCUGAGAGGUUCAGAACAUGGAAGAUGCAGAGAGAACGAGAGUUAGCGAAGCUGAAGCAACAGGACAGGAAGAAACAAAACCAAAUUGUGAAAAUGGAAGUAAUGCAUUCCAAGCAACAGAACGUGUUGAAGAGGAAAGUAGAAGAAGCUGUUGCUCUUAACAAGAGGUUGAAGGAUGCCUUGGCUUUGAGAAAAGCGACCCAAGAUGUGAAAUAUAACGGCAAAAACGAUAAAAUGGGAUGUUGGAUUAAGCAAGAAUUUGAUGUACAUAUGCAUUUGGUAGAGGCAGCAACUACGUUAGACGGUUUAUUAGAAGAUAGAGCUAUGCUCCAAGAGCAAUUGAAUAAACUGAAAGAAAAUCCAAAUGAGGGCGAAUCGCAGCUUAAAAGUUUGGAAGAGGACAUUGAAUUGCGUUCAGUACAGAUUCAGGACUUGCAGCAGAAGAUUUUAGAUUCAGAAGAAGACAAUAAAAAGUCAAAGCUGGAUAAUGUACAAACGAUGGCCGAUGCUAAAUUCGCGUUGAAAAGCUUGCUGGAACAGGCAGCGGAAGUCAAGAAAAAGGAAGUGACAACGAGAAAUAAGUUUAUAGAGAUGCAAGCGACUCUUAUUGAUACGAAACGUGCAUCACAAAAUCUAGAAAAGGUCGUAAAAAUCAUGGAAUACAAACAUGCCGAGGAUAUAUCGUGUAUGCAGAACGAAUAUGAAGAGAAGAUUGCGGUUCUUUUGCGGCAACUGCGGGGAGUACAAGUCCAAAAUGUCGAUGAGGAAGUGAAACAACGUUGUGCAAUUCAAGCAGAAAAAAUCGAUGCACUAGACAAAGCUAAUCAAGACUUAAUGUCAAGACUAAUGGAAUCGCAAGACGAAGUUAGCAAACUGAAAGAAAAAAUUGAGACUAUCACUCAUUUGGCGCAAGAAUCCCAAAAUAACGCCGACAUUCUAGAGGAGUGUACAACACCCGUCGAAAAAAUAAGGAGGAAACCUUUAAAGAUCAAACAAGAAGUUGAUUCCACUUUUACAAUUGAAAAUCAGGAAAAUUUGGAUGUCAGUUUGGAGGAUGAUGUUGACGACAUCGAGAAAGAUCCUGAUUGGAAGCGCACACCUCUUGGAAAAUGGAUAUUAGAAAAAAAGAGAAGAGGACUUCAGAGAUCUCGAGAGGAGGAUAGUUCAAAUCAGACAUUCAAGCGAACGUCGGACGGUGGAUGUAUGUGUGUCAAAAGUAAUUGUUCAGCUCGUUGCGGAUGCAGAAAAACCAACAGGAGGUGUACAACGGGCUGCAAGUGCUCGUCUACCUGUACAAAUAAGAAUCUGGAACCAGACCUUGAUAGCUCAGAUCAAUUUCAGAUACCAGAGGAUAAACGACUGAGGUUGAUGAAGGUGAAGCUGUUUUCCUGUAAUUCGUGAGACUUAAUUUCCACAUGUGAUAUUGUUUUUGUAUUUAUUACACUUUUUUAUGUACUUGUAUAACUGAACAAAUUUUAUAGCACUAAAA
Messenger RNA from Zophobas morio, 3521 nucleotides. It is a transcript of the gene Klp3A, whose product is annotated as chromosome-associated kinesin KIF4. Lineage: Eukaryota; Metazoa; Arthropoda; Insecta; Coleoptera; Tenebrionidae. Gene Ontology annotation, cellular component: microtubule associated complex. The coding region runs from base 116 to 3433 and encodes 1105 amino acids. Gene Ontology annotation, molecular function: ATP binding; microtubule binding; microtubule motor activity. The record is from RefSeq and is a predicted model, not a curated record. Gene Ontology annotation, biological process: mitotic spindle organization; spindle elongation; microtubule-based movement. The transcript has 13 exons.